This is a messenger RNA of Fulvia fulva, 582 nucleotides long. RefSeq lists its product as uncharacterized. The record is from RefSeq and is a predicted model, not a curated record. Bases 1 to 582 code for a protein of 193 amino acids. The transcript has a single exon. Lineage: Eukaryota; Fungi; Ascomycota; Dothideomycetes; Mycosphaerellales; Mycosphaerellaceae.
AUGGCCCUCGUAGCAGCCGCCGCAGCAGCAGGCCCGCCCUUCCCAUACUGCCCUACCCAUUUGGUCGACGGCGUCUGCCUAGGUGGAACUCUCACAGAUUGUGGCGUGCCGGGAAUUUCCUGCGCGAAGGACGGGGAGGAGAACAGCGCAGUCGCAGCCCGUGCUGGUGGAGACCCAUUUCCCCCCUACUGCCCUGGCGAAUGGGUCGAUGGGGUCUGCGUAGUUGGAGAUGGAUUCACGGAUUGUGGCGUGCCGGGAAUUUCCUGCGGGAAGAACGACGAGGAGAAUCACGACGACGGCGCAGAAGGGCUGCAGAAGCGCCACGAAUCCUCCGCUGGGGGCGACCCAUUUUCCCCCUACUGCCCUGGCGAAUGGGUCGAUGGGGUCUGCCACGUGGGAGGUGGAUUCACGGAUUGUGGCGUGCCGGGUAUUUCAUGUGGGAAGGACGAUGAGACCGGCAGUGGACAAGCACUCGAGAAUCGGCACCCCGGACAUAUCUCCUCUGCUUCCACUGGUGCCAGGGUUCCCGUUAAGCUCGUGCUGGGAUUACUGGUAUGCUAUGUCGUCUUCCAGAUGGCAUAG